Lucilia cuprina (Australian sheep blowfly) is the source of this 2255-nucleotide messenger RNA. RefSeq names its product very long-chain specific acyl-CoA dehydrogenase, mitochondrial-like. The transcript has a single exon. The record is from RefSeq and is a predicted model, not a curated record. Lineage: Eukaryota; Metazoa; Arthropoda; Insecta; Diptera; Calliphoridae. Gene Ontology annotation, molecular function: flavin adenine dinucleotide binding; very-long-chain fatty acyl-CoA dehydrogenase activity; fatty-acyl-CoA binding. Bases 125 to 1996 code for a protein of 623 amino acids.
ACGCUAUAAUAAAAGAUUAAUAAAGAAGAUUUGUGUGUGGCAAGAAGUGAACAAAGUCCAAUCACAUCCCAUCCAAACAAAAGACAAUAAUUUUUCUUUACAAAUUAAGGAAAACUUUAAGAAAAUGUUUAAAAUUACUAAACAAGUGUUGAUUGCAACUAAAACUCCAAAUUUACUGCGUUACUCCUCAGCUGCUUUGCCCAGGACUAGAGAACAACAUGAAGCUAAAGAAGACACUAAAACAAAUGCCUCUUUUAUGGCCAAUAUAUUUCGGGGUAAUUUAGUAGCAGCACAAGUUUUUCCUUAUCCCGAUGUUCUAAGUCCGGAGGAUAAAGAUGUUACUAAAAGCUUAAAAGAACCAAUUUUAAGAUUCUAUAAAGAAUAUAAUGAUCCGGCCAAAAGUGAUGAAAAUUCUAAAACAGAUGAUUUAGCUUUGGAACAAUUGUGGGAAUUGGGUUGUUUUGCUGCUCAAGUUCCUCAGGAAUAUGGCGGUUUGGGUAUUAAUAAUACACAAUAUGGACGUUUGGGACAAAUAGUGGGUUACAAUGAUUUGGGUUUGGCCAUCACUUUGGGAGCCCAUCAAAGUAUAGGAUUCAAGGGUAUCUUAUUAUAUGGCACUCAUGAGCAAAAAGCCAAAUAUUUGCCACAAGUAACUACCGGUAGAGUAUAUGCUGCUUUUGCUUUAACAGAAGCUAGUGCUGGUUCCGAUGCCAGUUCUAUUAAAUGUAAAGCGGUAAAAUCGGCUGAUGGUAAACAUUAUAUAUUGAAUGGCACCAAAAUUUGGAUAUCCAAUGGUGGUUUUGCUGAUAUUUUUACUUUGUUUGCACAAACUGAAAUUGUGGAUCAGGCAACAGGAAAGAAAAGGGAUAAAGUUACAGCUUUUAUAGUAGAAAGAGCUUUUGGUGGCUUAACUAAUGGUCCACCGGAAAAGAAAAUGGGUAUUAAUGCCUCUAGUACCACAGAAAUCUAUCUAGAUAAUGUUAAAGUUCCGGUGGAAAAUGUUUUGGGCGAAGAAGGAGAAGGCUUUAAGGUUGCCAUGAAUAUAUUAAAUACUGGCCGCUAUGGUAUGGGAGCCAUAUUAUCGGGCAGCAUGAAAUAUUGCAUAGAAAAGGCAGUGGAUCAUGUAAAUAAUCGUAUACAAUUUGGUAAAAAACUGAAAGAAUAUGAGGGCAUAAAGGAAAAGUUGGCAUACAUGAGUAUGUUACAAUAUGUAACAGAAUCAAUGGCUUUUACCAUUUCACAAAAUAUGGAUGCUGGCAGCCAAGAUUAUCACUUAGAGGCGGCCAUAUCAAAAGUAUUUGCCUCCGAGGCAGCCUGGUAUGUAUGCGAUGAAGCCAUACAAAUACUUGGCGGCAUGGGUUAUAUGAAAGAAGCUGGUUUGGAAAGGGUUUUAAGAGAUUUACGCAUUUUUAGAAUCUUUGAGGGAACUAAUGAUAUUUUAAGAUUAUUUGUGUCAUUAACGGGUAUACAAUAUGCUGGUUCCCAUUUAAAAGAAUUACAAAAGGCCUUUAAAAAUCCUGCCGCUAAUUUGGGUUUAAUAUUUAAAGAAGCUUCACGACGUGCUGCCACAACAGUGGGCAUAGGCGGCACCAAUUUAUCACCUUUUAUAGUAAACGAGUUACAAGCUCAUGGCCAAGCUACCGCCGAGUGUAUAGACUUAUUUGGCCAGACAGUGGAGGCUCUACUCAUCAAAUAUGGCAAAAAUAUUAUAAACGAACAGAAUAUUCUUAACAGAUUGGCUAAUGCCGCCAUUGAUAUCUUUACAAUGGUUGUGGUAUUAUCACGUGCCAGUCGAGCGGUAGAAAAGAAACUAGCCACUGCUCAUUUGGAACUAAAUAUGACAAAAGCCUGGUGUUAUCAGGCUAAUGAAAGAUGCCGUACAAAUCUACGAAAUGCUACAGCAGCACAACAGCUAUCACAUUAUAAACAAUUAUCGGAAAUAGCUAAAACUGUAACAAAAUGUGGCGGCCCUAAGACGACUCAUAUUUUGGAAUAAAGAUUUUGAUAACAAUGAAUAUUUUAUGCAUGUAUUUAUUUUUUUAUUAUAUUUUAACAUAUAUCGAAUAUAUAUCAUUUUAUUUAUUAUACAAAUUUAACCUUACACUAUUAUAUUACUAUUUUAUAUACUCUGUAUCUGAUCUGUUCCAGUACUAGAGGUUUUAAUGCGAAUUAAUUACAAACAAAUUGUGUGUAAAACCUGCAACUAGAGCUACUGGAAGAAACUUAUUAAUAAAAUAUAUUAUUUAUCCUGUCAA